Messenger RNA from Grosmannia clavigera kw1407, 1650 nucleotides. RefSeq names its product cyclic-AMP receptor-like protein. Gene Ontology annotation, biological process: adenylate cyclase-activating G protein-coupled receptor signaling pathway; cell surface receptor signaling pathway. Gene Ontology annotation, molecular function: G protein-coupled receptor activity. The coding region runs from base 1 to 1650 and encodes 549 amino acids. The record is from RefSeq and is a predicted model, not a curated record. The transcript has 2 exons. Lineage: Eukaryota; Fungi; Ascomycota; Sordariomycetes; Ophiostomatales; Ophiostomataceae. Gene Ontology annotation, cellular component: plasma membrane.
AUGGAUGCACAGACCCUGACCGACUCACAGUUGAGAGGCUUCAGUGUCACAGAGCGGGUCUGCUCUGUGUUCUCGCUUCUCGGCAGCAUCCUCGUCAUCAGCACGUUCUGCGCGUCAAAGUCCUUUCACAAGCCUAUCAACAGGCUCGUCUUCUACGCCUCGUUUGGAAAUAUGAUGACCAACGUGGCCACGCUGAUGGCUCGCUCGUACAUUGACCGUCCACAGUCGCCAGGCUGUCAGUUCCAAGCCUUUCUCAUCCAGAUGUUUAUGCCUGCAGACGCCUUCUGGACAUUGGCCAUGGCCAUCAACGUCUAUCUGACCAUUUACUGCAAGUUUGACGCGCAAAAGCUGCGCCGCAUGGAGACACCGUACCUUGCCUGCUGCUACGGCGUGCCCUUUGUGGUGGCGAUCGCGUACGUCUUUGUCGACGACCGGCAACAUGGCCGAAUGUACGGCAACGCAACGCUGUGGUGCUGGGUCAGCUCGAGCUGGGAUGCCUGGCGCAUUGCCACCUUUUACGGCCCCGUCUGGGUCGUCAUCCUGGUGACCUUUUUCAUCUACAUUCGCGCCGGUCGCGAGAUCUACCACAAGCACAAGCAGCUGCGUGACUUUCAGUACAGCAGCAGCCACCAGGACGUCGAGCCGCUUCCGCCUUCCGACGAUAUGUACGGCACCACCAAGAUGACCGAAGUUGUCGUUACCACCGAAAUUUUCGGGCACCCGCAGGGCCAACAGGACAUUAACCUAGCGCCUUUAGGCCGCCGCCCUUCGGUCAUAAAAUCCAGCGAUGUCAUGGCAGCAGGUGCAAAGGGAGCAGAUCUAGACGGUCAAGCAGCAGCCUGUGUCGUCACCAUCUCAUCCGACAGGUGGCCAGACGUCGUAGUCGUGGGCAGUGAGGCCGAUGCUGACGAUGCUGACGAUGCUGCUGCUGUUGGCGGCAUUGUCAAGGCCACGACCACAGCCACGAUCACGGCCACGGCCACGGCAACCAUCCGCAAUCCAGCCAGCCAGCGCAUGCGUCGCCGUGCCGCCUACGAGGCCAACAGUGCGGCCUGGGCGUACGCCAAGUGCGCACUGCUAUUCUUCACGGCACUGUUGGUCACGUGGAUUCCCUCGAGUGCAAACCGCGUCUUCUCUGUCGUCCAUGUAGACCAGGUCUCGGUGCCGCUCGAGUACAUGAGCGCCUUUGUGCUGCCGCUGCAGGGCUUUUGGAACGCCAUCAUCUACGUCGUCACGUCGUGGAAGGCUGUCUGCACGCUGUGGGAUGACGUCACCGCUGAGGCCCAGUGCAACCGCAGGCAACGCUGGCUGCGAGGAGCACAAGGAUCGAAUCAGCAGCAACAACAGCUCCAUCCAAGUGAACAGAAACAGCUGCACACCGAUAUCCACCUGGUCCGUGUCGACGCCAAGGCAACCCAGCUCAAAAUGCCAGGCGCCCGGAGCCGCAGAGAUAGCGACGAGAUGCUCGUCCGGACGGUCGGUAGCCAUUAUGCAGUCGAUGGUGAUGGUGAUGGUGAUGGUGAUGGUGAUGGUGAUGGUGAUGGCGAUGGCUACGGCAGUUCCAGCAGCCGCGGCCAGUCGGAACAGAGCUACGAGAACGAGAGCGUGAAAGAAUUCGCCGUCGUCCGCACGAAAUCGCUAGGCAGCUGA